UCCACUCUUACCUUCAGUGUGUGCUCCACUAUGGACCGCAAAAGGGCUGGCUGGCACAGGACAAAAACAGAGAGGAAAGCCCAUAUGUUGCAGAAUGACGGAUGACAGGAGUACUAUGCUGCGGAUCCUUGAGGAGCCUCGGAUGCGGAGAGAAGUGGAGAGACUUCGGACCUUUCAGAACUGGCCUGCAGAUGCACCCGUUGUUUCUGGUGACCUGGCGAAGGCAGGCUUCUUCUUCUUGGGUUCUGGGGACAAAGUCCAGUGUUUCUGCUGUGGAGGGGUUUUAAGAUACUGGGAACAGGGUGACAUCCCCGCCGUUGAGCAUAAGCGUCAUUUCCCUACUUGCAGCUUUAUACUGGGUCGAGUUGUGGGAAAUAUUCCACUGGCAUCAGGCUCCUCAGACUCUGUGGAUGGCCAGCUGUUGAGUCAGCUCCAGAGGAUGACUAUGGAUGAUCAGGGAACACCUGGACAAGCAGUAUACCCGGAGAUGGAAGCAGAGGACUCUCGACUCACCACUUUCCACAACUGGCCCACUGAAGCCUCGGUACAGCCAGAUGUUCUGGCCCGAGCAGGAUUUUUCUACACCGGUCAUGGUGACAAUGUCAAAUGCUUCUUCUGUGAUGGAGGGCUGAGGAACUGGGAGCCAGGGGACGACCCCUGGCAGGAACACGCCAAAUGGUUUCCAAGAUGUGAGUUUUUGAUCCACUCACGAGGGCAGGAGUACAUCAGCAACAUCCAGGAUGCUCAUUUCCACCUGGGUGACACUGUGGGAGGAUUGCAGACGUCCACAGGCAGAGACAUCGGUGCCAGAAACAGUCUGGUCGGAGGUCUGGGAGCUUCAUCGGUCGUGCUCUCUCCCGUCGUGCAAACUGUGUUGCAGAUGGGGUUUGAAGCCAGUGUGGUGGAGAGUCUAGUGCAGACUAAGUACCUACUGACAGGUCAGCACUACACCUCAGUGUCUGAGCUGAUUACUGAUGUUCUGCAAGCAGAAGAGGAGGAGAGGCAGACGGGGCCAAACAGCAGAGAGCCAGAGACAAACCUGGGAUCCAGUGCAGGAAAUGUCAGGACCGAGACGCCCAUCCCAAAGAGAGUAAUGGAUCAAAGUCCUGAGGAGCUGCUGAGGCAGCUGCAGGAAGAGAGGACCUGCAAAGUCUGUAUGGACAAGCUGGUAUCCAUCGUCUUCAUCCCCUGCGGUCACCUGGUAGUUUGUGGUGAUUGUGCUGCCAGCCUACGUCACUGCCCCAUCUGCAGAGCUGUCAUCAGAGGCAGCGUUCGUGCUUUUAUGUCUUAAGUCUAUAGUAAAAGAAUGCCCCUGCAAUGGUGUUGCAGUUUCCCCUUAAAUUUCCACUGCCUGCAAUUUUCAGGAAUUUUAAAUGAAUGCUGGUUUUAUAAUGUUAUACAAUAAAGUAUUUAGGUUUC
Messenger RNA from Girardinichthys multiradiatus, 1419 nucleotides. It is a transcript of the gene birc7, whose product is annotated as baculoviral IAP repeat containing 7. Gene Ontology annotation, biological process: positive regulation of protein ubiquitination; regulation of cell cycle; negative regulation of apoptotic process. Gene Ontology annotation, molecular function: cysteine-type endopeptidase inhibitor activity involved in apoptotic process; ubiquitin protein ligase activity. Gene Ontology annotation, cellular component: nucleus; cytoplasm. Bases 95 to 1291 code for a protein of 398 amino acids. The record is from RefSeq and is a predicted model, not a curated record. The transcript has 7 exons. Lineage: Eukaryota; Metazoa; Chordata; Actinopteri; Cyprinodontiformes; Goodeidae.